ACAUUUUUUUAGUUCAGGACUUCAACGAGUGUCGAUAGCACGCUCGUCUGCUGACGGAAGCUAUUUGUUUUAAAUAAGACAUAAAGAGAGCGUUUUCGCUACGAACAUAUUGAUAACAGUGCAUAAUGCAUUUAAAGAGAAAAAGGAACGUUUACCGAAGUGUUAUAUUAUAGCGUAGGUGUUAAUGUGUGGAGACUAGACGAUCUUGCUUGCUCAGAGAAGAUGCAUAGUAAUGAGACCCCUCCCCCCGCGGGCACCUCCCUGCUCCUUCAGCUCGGAAGACUGGUGGUGAGAGCUCGGAGCCCAACACAGAGGACGACCGAGGAAUCAACCAGCCACCAGGUGACCACCCAGCCUAGAUCAGAUGAACCAAAACCGGGAAUCGAAGCGCAACUCACCAACCACGUCCAAGCCUUGUGGGACGAACAGAUACCUAUAUGUAUCGAGGUCCUACUAGCUCCAGACUGUCAGGAUUGUUAUACAGCUCUGAGUCGCACUGAUGAUGCAGGGUUGUACGAAAGACACUCACAGAGGGCGCUGUUGUUGGAGAGAUGGACCAUACGGUCUGUUGCUAACAAGAACCACGACCCGUCUGCUAUCAGCUCCCACUGGUUGCUAUCCGCUGUGCGUUCUCAGCUCCACUUUUCCCAGCUAUCCGCGUGGAGAGCUCGUCUAGAGGAUGGUCCCGCAGAGAGAAGGAGAAAGCUGAGCCGAGAGACAUGUAACUUUAAAAAAAUAGAAGCAAACUGCGAUGAGACAGAACUAGACCGCAAGUUAAACAUCGUCUACUCCAUAAAAACACCGGGGGAGAGCUACAAACUGGCCGACUUCAACCGACCGCCCAACAGCCACAGGUUCCCCGUCACCGGAAUAGGGAACAACGUGUUCCUGAAGGUCCUGCUGGAGAGCCUACCUCGCCUGGACGACAUCCCCAUAGUUAAAUGUACCUGCCAAAAAAGACGAGCCAGUAAGGAAAUACCGACCAACGUCCACGAGGAGCUGGUGGGCAAGCUCAAUGAUCUCACACUAGGCCCGAGGAACGCCAAGAACGACGCCACAAACACAAGCGGCAGGAGACAUUCGAUCAUCAUGCUGGAGGAGAAGAGGAUCCUCGACGACAGGAUGUUGACGCCUUGCAGCGAGAGCGGCAAGCACAAGUGCAACUGUGACGAGGAGUCCGACGACAAGAAUCACAGGUCUUCCGCUAGUUUAAGCCAACAGGGACCUAAGAAGCUGGACGAGAGACGGCUGAAAGAGAUAGCUAAAUACAAACGCCGUCUGAGGAAGGAGAGCAAGCUGAAAAUGUGCGAUAGCACCUCGUCCGAGGGCGAGGGCCUGAAGUCCAAGGAAACACAUACGUCCAUACCGAUCCUACAAGCCGCGAGAUUUGACAGGUUCAGGGCGAUCGGCUGCUUCAGGAACCAGAUGUAUCUGACGCUGCCGGCUAGCAGGAUCGAAACCAGGUCGCCGUUCAUGGAGACGAUAAGCAUACCGCAGGCCGAGUUCAGGCGGACCAACACCGUGGGGACCCAGACCGACGAGUUUACCUGUCAGUGUGGAAACCCCCUUACCAUGAAAUGUCCGAGCUGCUCCGACAGGGGCAUGGUCCGGUCUGAAGGCAACUUCAACUUGGCGUCCAUAGAGAACGGCGCGAGGCGGAAGUGCGAGGAGGACGAGAAGGCGUUGAAAAAGCAUAAAUGUGAUAACCCUAGCAGUAACUCACAGUGUGAUAUAAGUUUAGAUAGUUCUAGUGAUAAGUGCGGUAUUAUAAAGAGGCCGAAGCUGAGACGGUACUUCCCCAUCGUGGACCGUAUCGAGAAGGUCAUAAGUGACAGGUUCGCGCAAAACAACGACAUCCAGGAGCUGAACCUCAGAGACGACGACACGGUGUUCUCUCUGCCCAAACCGGAAGCGAAACGCCAGAAGACAUAUUCCAUUAACGAGGACUACGUGCUAUACGAGAAGUGUGACUACGGAACCUUCGACAAAUGCGACCAGGAUUCCCCGAAAGACGCCGAGCCAAACGGUUUUAAGUUCCCCGACCCCAAGAAGGGGGGGCAGGACAAUCAGGUGCCCUCCCCCACAGAGAUGGACCGAUUUCGCUGGCGUUUCGAUUCUGCGGCGUCCAUGGUGUUCCACAACAAGACGGGGCUCCCCUUGACCAGCAGCCCCGCGCCGCUGAGGAGAGGCAACAAUUGCUUUGACUUUGACGACUCUAUUAACGGCGUGUCAGGCAUUAAGAGUGCUCUGUUUCAUCCUAUAAGCCCCCCCUCCGGGGCCCCCGCGUCCCCCGCGGCCCGCACCCCCCCUCCUCACAAGCAGGCGCCCUCACACAACAAACUCAGGAUGGGACCCAGCACGGGUCUACUGGGGAGCUUCGAGGAGUCUGCCCUCAAGGGUCGUUUGGAGCCCGUGGCGACCGUCCACGGGUUCACAGCUGAGCUGGGGGCCUCGGGGGCCUUUUGUCCGCCUCACCGGAAGUUGCCAGUCACUGUGUUCUUCUAUGCCCCCGGAGGAACCAAUGCUCCUUACAUGGGUCAUAUCAACCUGGGCGCAGCCGGCUACCGCGUGUCCCGCUCCGGGACGGUCCAGGUGUCUCUGUUCAACCCUCACGGCACGCUGGUCAAGAUGUUCGUGGUGUUGUACGACCUGACCAGCAUGCCGCCGAUGGCGCGCACGUUCCUCCGCCAGCGCACCCUGUACAUGCCGGCCGGGGCGGAGCACCCGCAGCCCCACCUCGUGCACAAAUGGCUUAGAUAUCUGAUACAUCUGAGGUUCAUGACCUCGAAGAGCGGCAAACUCUACCUCCACACGGACAUCCGCAUACUAGUUUCAAGAAAAGCCGAUUUGGAUACAGCAACCGCACACUCGGCUCUGUUCCGCCCGCUGACCAAUCCGGGGACAGCUGGUCGUGAUGACAGCGAACCGACCAAUAAGAAGACAGCAAAAAUAACAUCCACCAAUGGGGACGCCUCGCGGGAUACGAAACCAUCCAGCGUCACGACAUCCACCAAUGGCGUGGCAGACCGCGAGCGUCACGUCACGGCGCCGACCAAUCGCACGCCGAACCGCGUUUUCGGCGGGUGCAGUGACUUUGACAGCGAAAUCAAAAAUGAAAUGCGCGACUUCGGUUACGAGAAUCAAAACGGCGUGUCUUAUGAAUUGAGGAGUUUUACUUACGCCCCGGAGAACCCUAAAUACUCCCCUCGAUAAUAUCGGGCAAGCUUUAUGGACAUUGUGUAUUUGUUUUUUAGUGCCUGUCGAUGUACGUAUUAAUUUUUGUGUUAAAAAUAUGUAUGUACUAAUGAGAUGAAUAUAUUUUUGGUUUUAUAA
Molecule: messenger RNA, 3333 nt
Organism: Danaus plexippus (monarch butterfly)
Lineage: Eukaryota; Metazoa; Arthropoda; Insecta; Lepidoptera; Nymphalidae
Gene: atos
Product: atos homolog protein A
Exons: 10
Coding region: 223-3213 (996 amino acids)
Source: RefSeq, a predicted model, not a curated record